AUGAGCACCAUAUCGCUUCGCAUCCUUGCACCGCCGACCUCGGACACGCCCGAAGCGCCGACGUUGGUCGUACAAUGCAAUGCGACCAAAUACAUGUUCAAUGCAGGCGAGGGCACGACACGCAUUUCGGCACAGCGCCGCGCUUCGAAUUCGCGCGUUGAACACAUUUUCCUCUCGCGCAUUGCAUCCGAGACAAUGGGCGGCGUGCCUGGCCUCUUGAUGACGCUCGCCGACGGAGGCCGCUCCGAAAUCACGCUGCACGGUCCGCCGAACCUGCGGUACACUUUGGCAGCGACGCGAUUCUAUGCCAAGCGUGAGCAGAUGCGUGUGCAUACGCAAGAAAUUCCUUUGCAUGCGCAGGAAACAAGCGUGUACUCGGACCAGUACCUGGACGUGGUGGGCAUUCCGCUCCUUUUGCCCGCCGUGCGAACUGACGUGGAGAUAGCAGCAAAGCAGCACACACAGGCGCCAGGCGCAUACCAUGAACAGGAUGCGCCAUGGCGGGACCCGCGCUGGAGUCCUAGCACGCUAUGCGGCGCCGAUGCAGACAACUGGUACAAGACGGUGAUUGCCGAUGCGUGGGGCACAAAGUACGGCGACAAAGACGUGCGCACGCCCUCGCGCGUCGUUAACGCACUUCCAGGGCCUCCGCUCUUGCCAAUGCAAAAGAAUCAAGCGCCUGUUGUUGCCUAUAUUUGCGCGGCGCGCACGCAGCGCGGCAAAUUUGACGCGGCGCGCGCGGCAGCUAUGGGCAUUCCACCAGGGCCGAGCUUUUCGCAGCUCUCCGCUGGCCAAUCUGUCACGAUACAGCGGCCAGUAGCGUGGGAUUCCAUGGAUCCAGCAGCGCGCAAGCAAUGGCUUCACGCGCGCUCUUCCAAACGCGCACAGAAAAAGAACGGCGAACAUGACAGUACGCCAACGUACGCGGUCGAAGAGGUCACUGUAGCCAGUGCCGAAGUGGUCGGCGCUGCGCGCGCUGGCCCCGUCUUUUUCUACAUGUACCUGCCCACGCCCGCACACGUCGAUGCGCUGCUCCAACCCGAUGCCCAAGAUGCCUUCGCACCAUAUACCCUUGCAAGGAAUGCACAUCUCGAGCCGAGUCAGCAACGCACGCCACACAUUAUUCUCCAUGCAGCGCCACACGCCGUACUACAGGACGCGCGCUACCAGGCAUGGAUGGCAUCCUUUGGCCCCGCUUGCUACCACCUGAUUGCCAACCGCGAGCAAUGCGCAGACGAGCUGACGUACACGUCCAGCGCCAUGUCUUUGCUGCGCCUGUCGCGUCUGAAUGCAGACAUGUUUGUCGUGCCGGGCUACACAUUGAAGAGCAGCCAGCCCGUUGGCGCUCUGGAGCGCACUACCGCGCUCGUGCCCGACCAAGUUGUCCCCCUCCAACCGCGCAUGCCGCCGACACAGCUCAACGACGCGGCGCCUGUAUUCAACAAGCCAGUGCGCGAGAUGGAAAAGCAGCUUGUAGAAGAGAUGGACGCGGAUGUGCGCGCUGCUUAUGACGUAUACUGUGCCGCGGCGCGCGACGCACAAAAUGUGCCCCAGCGAGGCGGCGCACAGAGUGCUGCAGACAGCCUUCUCUUUACAACACUCGGCACCGGCAGCUCGGCGCCGAGCAAGUACCGCAACGUGCUGAGCACGCUGGUGCGUAUACCAGAGCAAGGGUACAUGGUACUGGAUGCAGGAGAAGGCACCUAUUUCCAGCUUGCGCGCAGUGCUGGCCCCGGCACGAAAGGAUGGGGCGAUGGUCAGGGCAUUGAGACGAUUCUGCGAAAUCUCGACAUGAUCUUUGUGAGUCAUAUCCACGGAGACCAUCAUAUGGGGGUCGCGCGGCUCUUGCUGGAGCGAAAAAGGCUGGAAAUGCGGCCGGAAAAGCCGCUGUACGUGUUUGCGAACAACUACACGCGGUUCUGCUUGCAAGAGUACGACCGCGUGGAGGCGCUGGGCCUUGGCGAGGAGCACGGCGUGAUCCUUGUGGACAAUGAAUGGAUCGACUACCAGCACGGCGUGGAUCCUGAGAAUGGCAGCGAGCGCCGCAAGCCAAAUACACACGCCGCCAAGCACGUCGGUGCCGCCAAAGCACAAAUGCACCUGCGUUCGAUCCGCACGGCGCCUGUGGUGCACCGCACGGGCCACUGCUACGGCCUCGUCGUCGAGCACGAGGCUGGCUGGAAACUUGUAUUUUCCGGCGAUACGAUGCCGUCCGAUGCACUGGUCGCAGCAGGACGCGAUGCAACAGUGCUGAUCCACGAGGCGACCAUGCAAAACGACGAGCUGGAACUUGCCGAACAAAAAGGCCAUAGCACGAUUGGGCAGGCCAUGCACGUCGCUCAGCGGAUGCGAGCGCAGCACCUCUUGCUCACGCACUUUUCCCAACGCUACCCCAAGUUUGCACGCAUGGGUGCAGAGGGGGGAAAGGUGCCCGCCGCGAUCGCGUUUGAUCUCAUGCGGAUCACCCCGCCGCAGAUCCGCCAGUUUCAAAGCUACCUCGCUGCGCUCGAGUCGCUCUUUGCCACAGAAGAGGGGCAGGAAGAAGACGUGCUUGAUGCAAAAGCGCGCGCUACGACGCAGCGCAAAAAUAUUUCGCAUUUCGAGCACCGCUACGUAACGCUCGCAUUUAUUGGCAUCGAUAAGCGCAAGCCCGUGCAUGCGCCGUCGGAACUCGCGCUGCGCGAAGGCAUCACCAUCGCGUUGCAGGAAACGCACGGGAUUGUGGGUGGUGCAUUUUCUGUAGACAUACUCUACGUCGGGAGCAACGGCGCGCGCGUGGAAGGAAUUGUGCGUGUGCCGUCGAUGCACGCGGAUGCGCUCCUUUCUGCGCUUUCUGCCGCUGGCCCAACAGCGCUGCACACGCUCACAGGAGGCCAGGCAGGUGUGCGCAUGAGCGUAAAAGGUAUUACGCAUGCAUUACCGCAUGCAGUACACGAUUCGCGCGAGUGGACAAAAGAGAUGCUUGCGCAGCACCAGCAGUAA
Molecule: messenger RNA, 2982 nt
Organism: Malassezia vespertilionis
Lineage: Eukaryota; Fungi; Basidiomycota; Malasseziomycetes; Malasseziales; Malasseziaceae
Product: ribonuclease Z
Exons: 1
Coding region: 1-2982 (993 amino acids)
Biological process (GO): mitochondrial tRNA 3'-end processing
Cellular component (GO): mitochondrion
Molecular function (GO): 3'-tRNA processing endoribonuclease activity
Source: RefSeq, a predicted model, not a curated record